AUGUCGGCGACCUCAUCGCCGCGCAAGGGCAGCGUGCACUCGUCGCCCGUGCGUGCACCUCGACGCAGGCCCUCUGCAUCUGCCUCCUCGCCCUCGUCUCGCUCCGGCAACCGGCGAGCACGCUCUCCGCAGCUGUACGACUCCAUCGACGAGAUGGACGACGAGAACGACGCUGCGUACGACCAGGACCUCGAUGCAGAUGGCGAGUACGACGACGACUAUCCCGACCACGACGCCCAGGGCGAAGAGGAAGAGGUCGUCGUCGACACGGGCCCUUCUGCUCCCACACGCUCCGGCCGCGAACGCCGCACGAGCGAGAAUCCGACGGACUCGACUCCACGCCAGUCGUCGCGGCCGAAACGCUCCCGAGCGCCGCACGGAUCGUACUACGACCUGCCGCCGUUACCCAGCUUUUCCGACGCCGAAGACGAUAGCGAAGACGAGGCACCCUCGAUACGCAAGCGUCCACGCAGGGCCGAGGUGCUCGCAUCCGAUGCCGAGUCCGAAGAGCCCCAGGACCCGCGCAGCCUUGCACCCGAAGCGACAAGCAAGGUCGCCGAAAAGGAGGCGCAGACCGCACAGCCGCCAGUGGAGCUCACCGAAGAGGAAAAGCAAAAGGCACGCGAGGACAAGGAGCAGCACGAGCUUGCGGCGCGCUGGACCGACGAGUACUUUGAGAUCGUCGAGCAGCUCCCGCUCGAAGUGCACCGUGCCUUUGCGCUGAUGCGCGAGCUCGAGGGCCAGAUGCGCACGCGCGUCACCGGCAUGGUGCACGACAUUGCCACCUACCACCACGCACGCCUCACCCUCCCCACCACCUCCUCCCCCACCUCACACAGCGACGAGGAAGGUAGUGAAGACGAAGCCGAAACUCUACUCGGCGCCCCCCUCCCUUCCACUCACGAUGGUGAUGCGGGGUGGAUGGAUAAGGCGGAACGAAUGCAGUUGCUGCGGGGGAUUUCUUCAGCCGCCAACGAAUCGGUCAAAGCCGCCGAGGAAAAGAUGGGUCUGGCAGCUACAGCGUACGAGUGGAUUGACCGACACAUCCGACGUCUCGAUGGGGACAUAGCCAAGCUCGAGGCGAGUAUCCUUCUCGGACUGCGUAGCGGAACACAGGAAUCGCGCGGGGCACGCGAAGCUUUGGGACUCGCACCCGACUCUCCCACCCCCACGCCCGCUGAACCGGUGGUGAGUGUGGCUGACACCGCAGCGCUCACCAAAGCAGCGGGGGCAAGACGCGGCCGCACGCGCAGCAGGAGCAACACCACCACCCCAAAGCAGGCCACAACAAAGCUGCCCAGUCCACAGCCUCGAUCGCCCGGGCCGACACAACCAUCCGAAGCCCCGCCUCGCAAACGACGGGGGGGACGAAAACCACGCCCCUCCGCAGGUCGACGCAAGAGUACAGUCGGGGACGCAGCGGUGGUGGUUGUGGGACCCGAUACAUCGGAUAUGCCCUUUGAUCCCACCGAACCAAGGUACUGCUAUUGCGACCAGAUCUCGUUCGACCAAAUGGUCGCAUGCGAUAACGACGACUGCCCUAUCGAGUGGUUCCACUACGCCUGCGUAGGCCUUGAAGCGCAGCCCAAGGCAGAGUGGUUUUGCAGAUUCUGCGCUCCCCCCCAAUGGAAGGGUCCCGGAAUGAGUGUGCCGCCAAACGCUAAACACCUCCCUCCCCCACCCAAAAAGCCCUGA
Moesziomyces antarcticus is the source of this 1695-nucleotide messenger RNA. RefSeq names its product inhibitor of growth protein 5. The record is from RefSeq and is a predicted model, not a curated record. Gene Ontology annotation, biological process: regulation of DNA-templated transcription. Bases 1 to 1695 code for a protein of 564 amino acids. Gene Ontology annotation, cellular component: nucleus. The transcript has a single exon. Lineage: Eukaryota; Fungi; Basidiomycota; Ustilaginomycetes; Ustilaginales; Ustilaginaceae.